UGGCAAUGUGGGCAUAUGGUUCACAUAUUAACAAGUGACAGUUUACAAAGGAAUUUUCCUUAACAGUCCAACCGCAGAGAAGUGAAAAAUCUGUUUUAAUAUAUUAUUAGAAUUGGGUUAAACCACAAUUGCAUCUACUGUUAAAUUUAUCUUUUCAACUUCUAAUGGAGUCAAUUUUUAAAUUUUCCAAAGUUUUUGUGUCGCUAAACAGUUUCAAUAUAGUUCGAAAUAAAUCAGCAAAUUUGAGAUGUAUCUGCACUUCUUCAAUUAAAAACGAUCUUAUGGAAUUUUUCGAUGAUAAAAAAAACUGGGGGCAAACUGAAGUCAAGAGUGGUAGAUCUUGGCGAAAAGAGGAACUAAGGCUUAAAUCCAACACUGACUUGCAUAAGCUAUGGUAUGUUUUAUUAAAAGAAAAAAAUAUGUUACUAACAAUGGAACAAGAGUCUAAUGACCAAGUCAGACUAUUCCCAAGCCCUGAACGCAUUGAUAAAGUUGAAGAAUCGAUGGAAAAUCUUGAGGCAGUAGUCCGAGAGAGAAACAGAGCUUAUCACAUGCUUGAAACUGGUCAAAGUGGGGAAAGACCUGGUAAAUUGACCACUGGUCCUUUUGGGUUAAAAUAUUAUUACAAAAUGGUAGAACAUCUAAUACCAAAAUUCAUGAACAAAAAGUGGAGUGAAAAACAUCAGUUUUACAAACCUGACCAGGAUGUAUCAAGGUUCCUGUUAAAAUAUCGAGAAAAGCUUUAUCUCAACAAAAGAAGACAACAGAGGAGAGAUUUUAAUCAUGUUAUUGGGUUGAUGAAUCGUUUUCCUAAUAUGGAUAUGCAGGCCCUCAAGGAACAAUAUCCUAAUGUUGAUAUUGAUAAAGCCAAAAAGAGCCGUAAAUAUCGUGGCGAUUAUGUACCUACAUAAAUUGGCUAGUUAAAUUCCUAAUAAAAAUUAUUU
Messenger RNA from Cylas formicarius (sweet potato weevil), 944 nucleotides. It is a transcript of the gene mRpL47, whose product is annotated as large ribosomal subunit protein uL29m. Gene Ontology annotation, biological process: mitochondrial translation. Bases 165 to 911 code for a protein of 248 amino acids. The transcript is spliced from 5 exons. Gene Ontology annotation, cellular component: mitochondrial ribosome; mitochondrial large ribosomal subunit. Gene Ontology annotation, molecular function: structural constituent of ribosome. Lineage: Eukaryota; Metazoa; Arthropoda; Insecta; Coleoptera; Brentidae. The record is from RefSeq and is a predicted model, not a curated record.